AGCGGUUGAGGCUGUGCCAUUGCACGCCGUUGACACUUUUUUUCUUUCUAUGAAAGCAGAUUUUCACAUCUAGCUAUAUAAAGACGUGUAAACCGUAGUCCUAGAAUGAAGACACCACUUGCGAUUGAAACACAUUUCUACUCUCAUUCCUCUCCCAUCUUUCCAUUGCUAUACAUUCCAUCAUGGCACCGUUUCUCCCCCUUUGGGUCGCAGCACUUCAAGUUCUCACGUUAUCAUCUACAGUCUCUGCGACUCGCCUCCCCAUUGUCGGACCUGUCCACUUCGACGUGAUAACCACCUCCGUCCCCUUGACGGAUGCAAACCGCCUCGACCCCUUCGCAAAGGAUGGCCGCUCCAGAUCCAUCAUGGCGUCUGGGUACUAUCCCGUAUCAGCCUGUCGCCGCAAGCACCAGGAGCCCUACAUGCCUACCAAACUGGCCUCUUUGCAGGACAAGAAGUUCGGGGCCUACGGACUGCCAAACGGCACCUUCGGCUCCUUGACCCUCGAGACGUGUGACAAGAUUGCAAAGUCGAACAGUUGCUUUUCCAAGCCUUUGCCUCUUGUCUUGUUCUCCGGUGCGCUUGGUACAUCGCGGCUGCUGUAUAACAGCAUGCUGCAAAGCGUGGCCGCGGCGGGAUACCUAGUCAUAUCCGUAGACCACCCAUACGACGCUGAUUUCGUCGAGUUCCCAGAUGGUACCGUCAUCACGGGUGUGGAUAUCAGCGACGAAGAGCUGGAGUCUGCGCUCACCACGCGCGUCGAAGAUAUUGCUUUUCUGUACCAGCAACUGGGGGGAAACUCUUCACUUACCGAUCACUUCUUCCCCGGCUACCCUCACCGCCAUCGCUUUGCCCACACCGCCAUCGUCGGACACUCUUUCGGUGGAGCCGCGGCUGCUGCUGCAAUGCUCCAAAUUCCCUCCCUCCGUGGUGGCAUGAAUCUCGACGGCACAAUGUUUGGCCCCGUCAUCACAGCCGGCCUUGACCGCCCCUUCGUCUUGCUAGGACACGACAACAAGACACAAGAAACAGACCCGUCCUGGAAAGCCACAUGGCCUCGGCUGACGGGAUGGAAAAAGGAGUACGAAGUCAGAGGCUCUGAACAUUACGGUUUCUCCGAUCUGCCGCUUAUCACGUCCGUCUUGGGCUUUCAGAAACAACUGCCGAACCAGGUUUUGGGGUCUGUAGAAGGUCGUAGGAUGAUGAAACUCACCGUCACCUAUGUUACGGCGUUUCUAGACUUUUUGUUCAAGUCAGGCUCGGAGACGAAGUUGGAACAUGCAAGCAAGGACUUUCCGGAAGUCGUCCAGGUGGCAUGA
Molecule: messenger RNA, 1319 nt
Organism: Cucurbitaria berberidis CBS 394.84
Lineage: Eukaryota; Fungi; Ascomycota; Dothideomycetes; Pleosporales; Cucurbitariaceae
Product: PAF acetylhydrolase family protein
Exons: 1
Coding region: 183-1319 (378 amino acids)
Molecular function (GO): 1-alkyl-2-acetylglycerophosphocholine esterase activity
Source: RefSeq, a predicted model, not a curated record